GGUAAAGUGGCCUCUUUCAGGGUCACGCAGUUGUCUAAACCCGAUGCGCUGAAUCUCCAAAGUGUCCUCAUCACUUACAAAACCCAACACGAGCUCCCUCUAUCUCUGAGACUUCUUCUCAGUUCUGCUUCUCACUCCAACAACUCGACUUCACCCUCGCUCCCCCCUCCUCCCUACGAAAACAAACUCAAGGAAUCGGAUCUCUCUCCCAUCCUACUCCCAUCAUCGAUUGCCCCCCUCGGCUUCCACCUCGACACUGUCGUGCUUGAUACCUUCGUUAUCCACCUGAAGCUCUACCCACUUCCCCCAACACACACAACAUGCGUUUCGCUCGGAAUGUGGCCUUUGGCCUGUUCUCUGUCGCCCUUAUGGGCUUCGGCAACUUUGCUGUCGCCGAUGAGCUUGACGAUGUGUUCGGUGACGCUGCUGGAUCCUCCUCCACAACCACAUCAACCGUGACCAGCACGUCGACAAUCGCCAUUGAGAAGCCCACCUUCUCUCCGCUAGCUAUCACCGCAUCCUUCUACGAGCAGUUUACCGACGAUUGGGAUUCCCGGUGGAAGAUCAGCCAUGCCAAGAAGGAGCUGAAGGAUAAAGAUGCUGCGGAGGAGUGGGCUUACAUCGGCCAGUGGGCUGUCGAGGAGCCUAUUGAGCUUAAGGGCAUCGAGGGAGACAAGGGAUUGGUCGUGAAGAACGUUGCCGCUCACCACGCCAUCUCCGCCAAAUUCGACAAGCCGGUCGACAACACGGGCAAGACCCUGGUUGUUCAGUACGAAGUCAAGCUUCAGAAUGGUCUCGAGUGCGGUGGUGCCUACCUCAAACUCCUCAAGGAGAACGCCAACCUUCACGCCGACGAGUUCUCCAAUGCCUCGCCCUACGUGAUCAUGUUCGGACCCGACAAGUGCGGUGCUACCAACAAGGUUCACUUUAUCUUCAAGCACAAGAACCCCAAGACCGGCGAGUACGAGGAGAAGCAUCUCAGCUCUCCCCCGAUGGCCAAGAUCACCAAGCAGUCCACCCUCUACACCCUGAUCGUCAACCCCGAUCAGACCUUCGACGUCCGUAUCGACGGCAAGAGCGUCAAGAGUGGCAGCCUCCUCGAGGACUUCACCCCGGCGGUGAACCCUCCCACCGAGAUUGAGGAUCCCGAGGACAAGAAGCCCGAGGACUGGGUUGACACCCCCAAGAUUGUCGACCCUGAGGCGAAGAAGCCGGAGGACUGGGAUGAGGAUGCGCCUUACGAGAUUGUUGACGAGGAGGCCACCCAGCCUGAGGACUGGCUGGAGGAUGAGCCCGAGUUCAUUCCCGACCCCGAUGCCAAGAAGCCUGAGGACUGGGAUGACGAGGAGGAUGGUGACUGGAUCGCCCCCACCGUUACCAACCCCAAGUGCGAAGAGGCCAGUGGAUGCGGCAAGUGGGAGAAGCCCAUGAAGGCCAACCCUGCUUACAAGGGCAAGUGGAUCGCUCCCAUGAUUGAGAACCCCGCCUACAAGGGACCUUGGUCGCCUCGCAAGAUCCCUAAUCCCAACUACUUCGAGGACAAGGAGCCUGCCAACUUCGAGCCCAUUGGUGCGGUCGGAUUCGAGCUGUGGACUAUGACCAAGGACAUUCUGUUCGACAACCUCUACAUCGGCCACUCGAUCGAGGAUGCCGAGAAGCUUCAGAAGGAGACCUUCGACAUCAAGAAGGCCGUCGAGAUCGAGGAGGAGGCCGCCACCGCCCCCAAGGCACCCGAGCCCCCCAAGGAGAUCGGCAGCUUCCAGGAGGACCCGCUGGCGUUCAUCAAGGCUAAGCUCGAGCCCUUCAUUGCCGCUGCCCAGAUCGACCCUGUCGGAGCGAUCAAGGCCUUCCCCGACAUCGCCGGCAUCAUCCUCGGUGUCAUUGGUACCAUCAUGGCCAUCCUCAUCGGCCUCCUGACCACGGUCUCCAAGCCCGCCACCGUCAAGAAGGUCACUGUCGCUCCCGCAACCAAGACCGAAACCACCGCCACCACCACGGGUUCCUCGAGCGAGACCGAGAAGCCCAAGGCUGCCCGACGAUCCUCGAAGAAGGCUUAAGCGCAUCGCUCGGGAUGGAUGAAAGGAGAGGGAUUUGUAAAUUAGAUUGGAAUGGGAGAGUCUGCAGCCUUUCGGACCGGUGUUUAAUUUUUUGCCUUUUCGGGGGUGAACUUGUUGGGGGUUGGGGAAACGAUGUUUACGAGGAGGGGGGAGGGGGUUUGAUUUGAAAUUUCCUUUAACAAAACUGUCUUUUUCUUUUUCUUUGCUGGGUGUUUUGUUUUGUCUUGUUCAAGGGUGUCCUUUUUUUUGCCGUGCAUUUGUAGCUUUAGGUUCCUUGCGUUGUGGUCUUCUUCCUCUUCAUUUCCUUACUUACUUUCUUCCUUCUACCGUACGGGUUCUAAAAGUGGACUUUACUUUACGUAUCUACUUGUGG
Tricharina praecox is the source of this 2430-nucleotide messenger RNA. RefSeq names its product calnexin precursor. Gene Ontology annotation, molecular function: calcium ion binding. Lineage: Eukaryota; Fungi; Ascomycota; Pezizomycetes; Pezizales; Pyronemataceae. Gene Ontology annotation, cellular component: endoplasmic reticulum membrane; endoplasmic reticulum. The transcript is spliced from 3 exons. The record is from RefSeq and is a predicted model, not a curated record. Gene Ontology annotation, biological process: protein folding. Bases 321 to 2057 code for a protein of 578 amino acids.